Messenger RNA from Oxyura jamaicensis (ruddy duck), 2855 nucleotides. RefSeq names its product glypican 3 (gene GPC3). Gene Ontology annotation, cellular component: plasma membrane; cell surface; extracellular region. The coding region runs from base 128 to 1735 and encodes 535 amino acids. Gene Ontology annotation, biological process: regulation of protein localization to membrane; positive regulation of canonical Wnt signaling pathway; cell migration. Lineage: Eukaryota; Metazoa; Chordata; Aves; Anseriformes; Anatidae. The record is from RefSeq and is a predicted model, not a curated record. The transcript has 8 exons.
UGGCGGGGCGCCGCGCGAAGGCGCGCGGGGCCGGGCUCCGCUCGGCGCUGCCCCGCCGCGCUGCAGCCCGGUCCCGGCGGGGCGGCGUGUGCGGCAGCGCCUGCCAGCCCCUGCCAGCCCCGGGACGAUGUCGGCCAGCGGCCGAGCGGUGCUGCCCGUGCUGCUGCUGGUGCUGCUGCUCGGUGCGCCGGGGGUCGCGCGGGCGGCGGGGGAAGCCUCGUGUCGCCCGGUGCGCGCCGCCUUCCAGGUGCUGCAGCCCGGAGCCAAGUGGGUGCCCGAGAGCCCCGUGCCAGGAUCAGAUCUGCAAGUAUGUAUCCCAAAGGGCUUCACAUGCUGCUCAAGGAAGAUGGAAGAGAAGUACCAGGCAGCAGCCCGUCUGAACAUGGAGCAGCUCCUGCAGUCUGCCAGCAUGGAGCUGAAAUUCCUUGUCAUCCAGAAUGCUGCCAUCUUCCAAGAAGCCUUUGAAAUUGUAGUACGGCAUGCGAGAAACUUCACCAACAGCAUGUUUAGGAACCACUACCAGAGCAUGGGGACCAGAGCUCUUAAGUUUGUUGGAGAACUUUUUACUGAUGUCUCACUGUACAUACUGGGCUCUGACAUCAGUGUCAAUGACAUGAUAAACGAAUUUUUUGACAGUUUAUUCCCUUUGGUCUACUCUCAUUUGAUUAAUCCUGGCUUCCCUGAUCCCUCUGUAGAAAUGACUGAAUGCCUGCGGGCAGCCAGGAGAGACCUCAAAGCCUUUGGUAACUACCCUAAGAUGAUGAUGACGCAGGUGUCCAAGUCACUGCAAGCCACGCGAGUCUUUUUACAGGCACUCAACCUGGGGAUCGAGGUUAUAAACACUACUGACCACUUGAAAUUCAGCAAGGACUGUGGACGAGCACUGCUGAAGAUGUGGUACUGCUCGCACUGCCAGGGGCUCCUCAUGGCCAAGCCCUGUGUUGGAUACUGUGGCGCGGUGAUGCACGGAUGCCUGGCGGGUGUCGUAGAGAUUGACCACCACUGGCAAGAGUACAUCAGCUCUCUGGAGGGGCUGACCAAAGGCAUGCACGGCAUCUAUGACAUGGAGCAUGUCCUCCUGAACCUCUUCUCCCUGGUGCGGGACGCAGUCGUCUACGUGCAAAAGAACGAAGGCAAACUCUCAACAACUAUUAGCCGGUUGUGUGGCCACGCUCAGCAGAGGCAGUAUCGAUCAGCUAAUUACCCUGAAGACCUCUUUAUUGACAAGAAAGUCCUGAAGGUGACUCACAUAGAGCCAGAGGAAACUCUGGCGAGCAGGAGGAGGGAACUCAUUAUGAAGCUGAAGUCUCAUAGCAAUUUUUACAGCAGCUUGCCAGAAUAUAUCUGCAGCCACAGCUCUGCUGUUCAGAACGACACUCUUUGCUGGAACGGACAAGAAGUCGUGGAGAGAUACAGCCCCCAAAUCACAAGGAACGGAGCGAAAGCUCACUCUGGCAACCAUGAGGUGAAGAUGAAAAGUCCUGAGCCAGUGAUCAGCCAGAUUAUUGACAAGCUGAAACACAUCAACCAGCUGCUCAAAGGGAUGGCUCUGCCCCACCAAAAAGCCAUAGGCAAAACCACGGAGGAGGAGGAGGAGAGCGGAGACUGCGAUGAUGAAGAUGACUGCAGCAGAGGCUCUGGGGAUGGAGAGCUGCGAGUGAGGAACCAGCUCCGGUUCUUAGCAGGUGGUUACCCUGUAAUAGAGACACAAAGGACUGGGAGCGUCUGGGAUUGAGCUGCUGACGGUUCCCUGCUUUUAUCCUAUGCUGGAUGCUAUGCAGUGCUCAGGCAGCAAGGCAGCUGGAUGGCCAGCAGUGCAUGUGUCCUAGCAUGGUGACCAAACAGGCAAACCCCCUUCGAGCAUGUUUCCCUGCUGGUCCUCAGGUUUGCUGCAGGGGAAUGCAUCUGGGUGCUUUGCUUUCUUUUUCUUAGAGCUCUGGUUCAGCUCAAGAGGAAAUAUCCCUGGCCCUGUGAUAGCAGCAGAGAACUCCUCCCUCGCUAAGGGUUGACUAUGCCUUACAGAUGGACUUGGCAGGCAGCUCUGCAGCGUGCGUCGUCCUGUUAUCCAAGGGUAACAGGAAAAAAAUCAUGUGGUCCUGUGAAGUGAGGUUGUGGACUGUGUCUGGGCCACGUGCCCCAGGUUCUUGGCCACGUGCCCCAGGUUCUUGGCCCUGCCUUAAAAUCUCAUUUGUAAUGGGAUCACUCUAUAAGAUAAAGGCUUUAACAAGGCACAUAAACAUCGUGCUGCCACUGAAUCUUUGCAGCAAAGUGGAGUGCAAAAGGAUGUGCAUCCCACUGAAUGUCCCGUCAGCGACAUGGGGAGCAGGAGAGGUGGGUGACUCCAGCUGAGUGCAGGCAGGCGCUGCAUCUGCCUGGAGGUGAAAUGAAAAAGUUGUCAGUUUGCCAUCUCAGCAGCCUUUGCAUGGGAAAGCUCAGCACUGUCUCACCCAAAAUGGCAGGUCAUUUGGAUAGUGCGUCUGUCCUGGCAGUCAGACUUUCUCCUGCUCCCUGGCACGGGUGCCGCCAGUCCUGCCGGGUAAUAACUGCAAGCAGCUGCUCGGUGCUGGCCUCAGCAAGGUGUCCUUCCGAAGGUUUGGAAAACGUGGAGACUAAAAAGGAGCAAAAGGAGGGAAAAAAAAAAGUCUUGAAUACAGACUAGUUUUGAUUUAUCGCCUGUUGUAUAAAAUGUAACCUUUGUUUCCUAUUUAUAAUGACCCUGUAAUAACUGGACAGUCAACUUAAACUUUAAUGAUUUAAACAUACUUGUAAACUGUCAAGUCAAAAGUUUGUGAGUGACUAUAAACAUAUGUUGGUGAGCGCUAUAUGCUAAUAAAUUCAUUAUUAUGUUGCCCCAG